Molecule: messenger RNA, 1225 nt
Organism: Mytilus trossulus (common blue mussel)
Lineage: Eukaryota; Metazoa; Mollusca; Bivalvia; Mytilida; Mytilidae
Product: polyadenylate-binding protein 1-like 2
Exons: 6
Coding region: 446-979 (177 amino acids)
Cellular component (GO): nucleus; ribonucleoprotein complex; cytosol
Molecular function (GO): poly(U) RNA binding; poly(A) binding; mRNA 3'-UTR binding
Source: RefSeq, a predicted model, not a curated record
CAUUUCUUUGCUGUUUAACAAAUUACUCGACUCACAGCAUUCAGCCGGGUAUCCCUGUGAAUUAGUUACUGUUUAACCAGGGAGAUUAUACAGUAAAUUUAUAUUCAUAUGUAUAUAUAUAUAUAUAUUAAUUAUGAUUAGUUAUUAUAAAUACAAUACAUUGAUUUUAACAAUUUGUCUAAGUUCUUAGUUCUGUGGAGGUCAUCAUAAUGUAACGUAAAUACGGAAGUUGUACUAUUCAUUAUCCGAUGUUGGUUAUAAUUUAAUCAUUGACCCUUAACCUUGAUCGGCAUAAUCUCGUGAAAAUUGAGAUGAUCGAAUGAUUGAAGGAUAACACGUGGAAUGAUUUCAUGAGCAAAGGAUCUAAAUUGAGUAUUUCUAAAGCAAUCAACAGCGCCAUAUUUCCACCUACGACUAAUAUCAAUCCGGCUGGUGCAAAUACCCAAUGGCUUCAUUGUGUGUCGGAAAUCUUCAUCCAAAUGUCACCGAAGCUAUGUUGUUUGAGAAAUUUUCAACAGCAGGUCCAGUCCUCAGUAUCCGUGUCUGUAGAGAUAUGAUCACAAGACGUUCACUUGGUUAUGCUUAUGUCUGGUUUCAGCAGCUAGCAGAUGCCACAAGAGCCCUUGAAACAUUUAACUCUGUCAUUAUUGAAGGACAGCAAAUAAGAAUCAUGUAUUUGAAAAGAGAUUCAGAAACGGGGAAUGGUGGCAAUAACAUAUUUAUCAGAAAUCUUGACAGAAGAGUUGACAAUAAAGCAUUAUAUGAUACUUUCUCUGUCUUUGGGAAUAUUUUAUCUUGUAAGAUUGUCUGUGACGAGCAUGGAUCCCGAGGAUACGGAUUUGUACAUUUUGCGACAGCAGAGGAAGCAAAAGAUGCAAUUGAAAAAGUCAAUGGAAUGUUUAUAAAUGAGAAGAAAGUGUCUGUCACUUUUGAAACGAGUGACUACGACAUCCAGGAGGAUACGCAAGAAGAUUAUUAAAAAAAGAUCCUACAGAAUGAUGAAGCAAUAGCCAAAGACGAGGCUGACACUGAUAGAAUAAUAUUAAAUGGUCCGAAAGAUUCCUCUUUAACAGAAAAGAAAGGUUGCUGCUCUUGACUUUACAUACAUUCAAAUACUAUGUGACUGAUAGCCCUCCAAACAUUUAAAUACUAUGUGACUGAUAGCCCUCCAAACAUUUAAAUACUGUGUUAUUGAUAGCCCUCCAUACAUUACAAUGAUUAAAGC